CGACAUCUGGUGUUUCCAUUUAACAUACAAAACAAUUGGUAAGCGUCUAAUGCCACCUACCGAUGAUUAUUACAAAGAUGUAGAACGGACUAUCCAGUUGACGCCCAACUGAGAGGCAAGGAGUGGUUCUCUCACGACGCCCACAUUGAUUGUUACGUAUUAAGAUCGAAAGAAUUCCCAAAAAUGGCUGACCUUGUCACGCUGAUGACGAUUGACAUACCAGAGGGUCGCAAUAGCCUGCUCGAGAGCCAGACCAACUUGGAGAAGGUAGCCGAUUAUUGUGAAGGAAACUACACUCAAGCCCAAGACAAGAGAGUAGCGUUAGAGGAAACAAAAAAUUACACCACGCAAUCCCUGGCUUCUGUGGCAUAUCAAAUCAAUACAUUAGCCUUUGGAUUUCUUCAAAUGCUGGACUUGCAAGCCACUCAAAUGGCUGAGAUGGAGAGCCAAAUUAAUCACAUCAAUCAAAUGGUUAUGAUUCACAAAGAAAAGGUUGCCAGAAGAGAGAUUGGUGUUCUAACAACUAAUAAAUCAUCAUCAAGACAGUAUAAAAUUCUUGCCCCAGCCAACCAGGAGAGACCCAUCAAAUAUGUCAGAAGACCAAUUGAUUAUGCUGCUUUGGACGAAAUUGGUCAUGGAGUUAGAGUUCAUAAUGAAGUACCUCGUCAAAAGAGAGCAAGCAGUCAAGGUAGUAGUAGCAGUUUAGCAGGAAUGGGCACUCUUGGUGCACCAAUGAUGACUGGAACUCUGAGAGGACACAGCCCGGUCCCUCCUGCCCCAACAAGUAAACCGCCAACUCCACCCAUGGCCCGCGCUGUAGGAACAGGAAGCCUAUCUAAAGGAUCCAGGGAAUAUCGGACUCCGCCUGCCGUCGCCCCGCCUCAAGUUCCAUCCAAUUAUGCUCCCAAUUAUCCUUUGGGUCAUUCCCGUCGCGAAAGGAAUAGCACUGGUUAUGGUACACUUCCUAUGUCUCAUGCCUCUACAUCUAGCAGUAUGCACCAGUCUCCGUACAACGCACCCCAGAUGAUCCAACAAACUCCACAAAUCGGCAUGGUUCAUCCUCUUCCUCACGGCCAAACAUCAGCCAUUUACGCACCUGGUUCCGCAACUUAUGCUUCAGGCCUCGAACGUCAGAGGUCCUACUCUAAUCCACCGCCACCCUCCCCUGGAAUGAUGAAUGUUAACUUGGAGCAAAUGCCACUACCUCCACCUUCAAAUUAUGGAACUCUUAUGACUAACACUGAAAGUUCUGGCCGAGUAAGAAGUAUGUCGCCUCCCCCGCCUCCCCUUCCUACUGAGGAACCUUCUGAUAAUGGGACAAGCAACCGACGUAGAGUUCUGAUGCCAGUAGAUGCGGACCUACCGGGUUGGGUACCGAAAGACUAUAUAGACAAAGUUGUGGCUGUCUAUGAUUACUAUGCUGACAAGGAAGAUGAACUAAGUUUCCAAGAAAAUUCAGUCAUCUAUGUCUUACGUAAAAAUGACGAUGGAUGGUGGGAAGGAAUUUUGGAUGGCAUUACUGGUUUAUUCCCUGGAAAUUAUGUAGAAUCUUGCAUGUAGAGACUUUGAAGUUCACAAACAAAUGUUUUCACGAUUUUAUUACUUUUAGAGCUCCUUUCCCUUAAAUAUGGUCUCUUUCUCUCUUCUUCAACAAUUUUAGUAGAUUGAGACAUGCUGUUGUACUUUUUUUUUAUGAAACUAUUUCAAAAUUUUCUACUUUUUUCCCCUCUAUUCCUCAAAAUAUAAUUUUGUAAAAGUUACUUCAUGUUGAUACAAGGCAGAUACUCUACAGGCCAGGAAUAAAUGUAUGCCGGAUCAUCUUAUAAACAAA
Messenger RNA from Daphnia magna, 1831 nucleotides. It is a transcript of the gene Abi, whose product is annotated as abl interactor 2. Gene Ontology annotation, molecular function: SH3 domain binding. The transcript is spliced from 8 exons. The coding region runs from base 184 to 1560 and encodes 458 amino acids. NCBI's taxonomy places the organism in Eukaryota, Metazoa, Arthropoda, Branchiopoda, Diplostraca, Daphniidae. The record is from RefSeq and is a predicted model, not a curated record.